Molecule: messenger RNA, 6050 nt
Organism: Aplysia californica (California sea hare)
Lineage: Eukaryota; Metazoa; Mollusca; Gastropoda; Aplysiida; Aplysiidae
Product: zinc finger protein 271
Exons: 2
Coding region: 252-3176 (974 amino acids)
Biological process (GO): regulation of transcription by RNA polymerase II
Cellular component (GO): nucleus
Molecular function (GO): RNA polymerase II transcription regulatory region sequence-specific DNA binding; DNA-binding transcription factor activity, RNA polymerase II-specific
Source: RefSeq, a predicted model, not a curated record
CCGAAGAACGAACGAAAGCGUCAAGCGUCGGUAGUCGGUAGUCGGUAGGUCUAGAUCUAAAUCUAUACUCCUACUCCUACUCUAGACUCCAGUUGGAUUCUGCCUCAGCUGUUGGUCAAGUCCGAGUGAACCCGUGCCUUGUAUUUGUUUCGAGGGAUAAGGUCAAUUGCCAUGCCUCUGGCUUGUAUGGCUGUGCUGUAAUAGAUGAAACUACGCUUUCCAGCUGUCUCAGCUGUUUCAAACAUUGCGCGAUGGACUCCAGCUUUACCGAUAUGGACGAGUCUGCUUGUAUUGAAACCUGGCAAAGCUUCUACGGAACUUUUCAGACUUCUAAGGCAUACAUCUCGCACACCCCCGAUGGCUCGGAAGUCUCGCUCAUCAAUGCUGGCACGUCGUUGCUGUAUGACACAGGGGGGAGUUACGCUUCGGAACUUUUCCAGAAAUGUGGACUGUUUGGAGGCGAUGUGAUCAAGCUGAAUUACCUUCUGUGGAAGCUGGAGGAAGUGUGCCUGCCAAAGAUUGCUGUCAUGUACGAGCGCUUUAGACGGGCAGAGAGUAGCAUGAAAGCGGAGCCAAUAGAGGCUAGCGAUACUACCACGAGGGCCCACACAUUGAUAAACUUUGAUGGUAAAGAAGUGUACAAGGGUCCUGCUGCCCUCAUGUCUGGGGAGGCUGGCACAGUUUUACCACACAAUCUGGCAAAGACUGAUGAAAACCGUCAACAUGCGACCACAAGCAGCAGUGUCGUGUGUGAUACCCCAGAGGGAAAAGGUCAUGGUGUAGGAGAGUCCGUGGGUUACGUUGAUAAGACAGAAGAGAAUUCCCUGACUGGCUCUGCUGGUGGCAGCAAGAGGGAAGGAGGGGGGAUAACUCAUCGAGAGAAGCUGGUGCCGGACAGGAGGCCCAAGGGAGGCGGAAAGAGAAACGUUCAAAAGAAGGUAACCAGAGUGUUGCAGGAAAGACAGCCAGAGUCCGAAAUUGUGAAGGUGAAAAGUGAAGUUGGAAAAACUGAUCAGCGCGACGGUGAAGGGCUUGGGAUUCGGAGGAGUUCUCGUCAGGUCAGAGUUUCCUCCAAAUUUUCCGAUGCAAAACAAGUGACCAAGUGGAUAAAGAAUGUGUUGAAACCGGAAGUUUUAUCUUCUGCCACGACUGGUAACGGAGACUCCAACACCCCGGCACAAGAGUCCACUGCUCCCCCAAUGAUGUGCUCAGUGUGCAGGGAAACGUUCCAGUGUAGCGACGAGUUUCUUGUUCACUGGGGGAACCACCUGGAUAAAGCAGACAGUGGCGAGAAGAAACCCUUUAUGUGUGACAUGUGUGGUGAGGAGUUUGAAACGUUUCCUGAUGUGGUUUCUCAUUACACUGCUCUUCACCCAGGAGGAGAUAAAUCAUACGCCUGUGGUAUCUGUGGCAAUCACUUUCACUUGAAAAAAGAUCUGGAGGAGCACGUUGAAACAUCGGGUCACGAACUCAACGGUCAGCACAAUGACCAUAGUCGCAGGGAGUCAGGUCCAGGGGAUUCUGAUGAGAAGGUACUCACAAAUAGGACUCAAAAGGCUAAGGGGCCGUUUGUGUGUUCACUGUGUGGAAAGCAUUUGUCUACUGAGAGGAAUCUUGAAUUGCAUUCUAGGUUGCAUAACAACGAACGUGACUUCAAGUGCGGACAUUGCCAGAAAGCUUUUAUCUCAGAGCAGAGUUUGAAGGCUCAUUUAGAUAUACACACCGGUGAGAAAAAGUUCUCAUGCGAAAUUUGUGGUAAAAAAUUUCGGCAAAAGUCCGGGCUGAAAUAUCACAUGAAACUGCACGAUCCAGAAACAAUGCCUUUUAAGUGUGAUCUGUGUCCUAAAUCUUUCAUUGAGAAGCGCUGUUUGGACAGUCACAUGGCUAAGCACAAUGGCCAAAAGUCGUUCUUCUGCGAUGUGUGCGGCAAAGGUUUCUACGGAGAGAAGGGCCUGUCCAAUCACAUGAAACUGCACGAUGAAAGUUCCAGGUUCCGCUGCGAGGUGUGUGAGAAAUCAUUUGUCAGUAACAAACACCUGGAGCUUCACCAGACUGUGCACACCGGGGAGAGACCUCACAUUUGCGAUGUGUGCGGCAAAAGUUUCCGCUUGCAAGGAGGCCUGGUGGCCCACCUCAAGAUUCAUAACCCAGAGGAGCAGAUGAGGUGCACGCUGUGUUCGAAGACGUUCAUCGAGAAGAGGAGCUUGGAAAACCACAUGCUGGUCCACCAGGGAAUCAAGCCGUACAAGUGCUCUGUCUGUCAGAAAGGUUUCCUCAGAGAGCAGACGCUCGCCUCCCACAUGAAUCUGCACACCCGAGAAAACUGCCACAAGUGCGAAGUGUGCGAUAAACUUUUCAUCACCAAAUGGGGGCUCAUCAAACACGCUAGCAUUCACACAGGAGAAAAGCCGUUUGUGUGCAACACGUGUGGUAAAGGGUUUCGUAUCAAAAAGGGGCUGACGGAGCACCUGAAGCUUCACAACAAAGACCUCCAGUUUAAGUGUUCCUUGUGCCCGAAAAGUUUUGUGGAAAAACGCGGUCUGGAGUACCAUAUGCGUGCGCACAGAGGUGAGAAAAAUCAUGUGUGCGAGGUAUGCGGAGAGCGUUUUGUGAAUAAAAACUCUCUGAAAGUGCACUAUCGUCGACAUACAGGGGAAAAGCCGUACAAAUGUAGCUUCUGUCCAAAGACCUUCAGCCAGCAAGGCACGCUCACAGCUCACGAACGCUACCACAAGGGAGAGAAACCCUUUGUUUGUGAUGUCUGUGGCGACGGCUUCUACACGCGCAGUCACAUGACCAUCCACCGUCGCAAACACACGAACGAGCGGCCGUACAAGUGCGACCACUGCGAGUACGCCUCCACCACCAAGUCCAUGCUGAAGACGCACAUGCUCCGGCACACGACCAGCAAGCCCUACAAGUGCACCUUCUGCUCGGCCGCCUUCAAGCGGCUCCACCACCUGGAGACACACCUGCUCAAACACACGGAUGAGGAGCAGCUCAUCCAGUGCUCGUUCUGCGAGGCGACGUUCGCCUCGGCCUCCCGGCUGGAGCGCCACAUGAGGACCCAUGAGAUCGUGGUGGUCACGGCGGCGCCGGGUCAGGUCAUCUUUGAGCCGAAGCUGGAGGACGAGGAUGUUCCCCAUGAGGUGGCCUAUGACAUUGUGUUGCUCUAGAGCUGUGCACGGGACAUUUUGGCAUGGUUUGGUAUAGAGAGGGUGGCAUAUAUAUGUGUUCAAAAGAGACUUGGGAAUCCCAUGGAAAGGUGUUUGUAUACAUGUGGAAUAUACAUCCUAUUGACUUUUUCUUGACUUUGAAGCUGCAGAAAUGUGUGUUCUACUACAUUUUGAAAGAUAUAUGAGUGUGUAGUGUUGUUCAAGCUGCACAUGGCAAAACCAGAAGUAACCAGUUGCCUACUUCGAUAUUUACCCCAUGCUGCUUUCAUGUGUGAGGCGUUUUAUUUGCGAAAAUACUUCGUGUUCCUUUUUUUGAGUCGAACAUUUUAUAUACUAUAGGAAAAAACGUUUUGAUCUCUUAUUGUGUUUCAGCAUCUGCGUAUAGUUAAGUUUGUGCAAUGCUGAGGCAGAUAAUUAUGGCUUUCUGGGAGUAGAAAAUGUAGAGUGUGUCAUGAUAUGUACGGUAUUGGAAGGUUCCGGGUUCAAAUCACGAUUAUUCUUUGAAAAACUUUUCUUUAAUGUAGAGGUAUAUUUUACGCCCCAUCGACACAAGUUAGAUAAUUGAGGAAACAGGCUUCCCAUUUUGCCUGUCAGGGCCUACUCGGGCUGAGAGAGACACAACAUCCUAGCAGAAAGUUCUAUACGUGUUGAGAAGGGAUGACAUUGCCCAUAUUUAGACUUGUCACAGACACAAAAAUUAAAAUGCCUUCUACAGAAUCAAGACUUAAGCUGAAAUGACUUGUAACGGUCUAUACUGACUGUUUAUUUCAAAUAGAACUAAGACACAAAUGCCCCCCAAAAGGUGAUCAUGGAUGGGUCUGUCUGUUGCUUUCAAGGGGCUUUCUCCACUCUUUCCUUCUAAGAGGAGCAAAAACUGGUGUCCAAAAGUUGACACUUGUAUAUGUUGUGUUGUUCGUCCUUCGCUUAUGAAGAUGACCAUGACUUCACAAAUUAGUCUGUUGAUGGUGAUUGUGGGUCCGGAGAUGGCUGAUGAGGCUUAUCCGGGCUCUGUAGGUUCCUCGACAUUGUGUGCACAGGUAGUCUGUUGUUGGACUUGUGGUGGAGGAAGGGCUAGACUUGCGCAUGAUGCGUUUUUGUUUGGCCUCUGCAAUUCACUUGGCUUCUGCUGCUUUGGCUCCCUUUGUUAGCUUGCAGCGCCACGCUGGACGAUCUUGGGCCAGCGUUUCCCACGAGUCGUUCAGGAUUCCAAGUUUCUUUAGAGAGACUUUGAGGCAGUCCUUGAAACGUUUUUUCUGCUUGAGCGCUUGCCAUGUAGCAGCUCUCCAUACAUCAGCUGUUUGGGCAACCGGAUGUCCACCUUUCUGACCAUGUGGCCGGCCUAUCUGGCUCGCGUUUGUGGAAGAUGAUGUAGAUGCUGGGGGUUCCGGCUCGCUCUAAACCGCAGUGUCUGGAAGGUUUUAUGGAAACUGCUCAGGUGGAAUCGAUUGAGCUGCUUCACGUGUCUGCUGUAGACAGUCCAGGUCUGGCUGGCGUAGAGAAUGAUGGUAAGAACCACUGCCGGCUAGUCCUUCAGCUUUGUGGAGAGGCCGAGUCCUCUGUGCUCCCAGACAUUCUUGCGACGCCUCCCAAAGGCAGCGUUGGCCUUGGCAACUCUGGUGUUAAUUUCAGCAUCUAUAUGAACGGCUCGUGAAAGUAUGCUGCCUAGGUAGGUAAAGUGGUCAACUACCUGGAGUUUCUGUCCCUUCACCAUGAUUUGUGACACUGUGUGUGGUUGUCCGGCGGCUGGUUGGUACAUGACUUCGGUUUUCUUGGUAUUGAUGGUGAGGCCGAAGUUGUCACAGGCUAAGGCAAAACAGUUCAUUUCGUUUUGCAUACAUACCCUCUUCUGUGCUAGCGUUGAGUGCACAGUCAUCGGCGAAGAGAAGUUCACUGAUGACUGUUUCUUUACUUUCACCUUGGUAACGGCCUGGAAGCGCCUGAUGUUGAAGAGCCUGCCGUCAGUUCUGUACAUGAUACAGAUGCCAUCCUCACUGUUGUAUAUUAUGGUGGCAAUAAGACGUAUUAAUCACAUGUUUGUACAGUGGCGGAGGUCUCCCUUGGUCAAAAGGUUUAGGUGUUUGGCUCUCAUUCAAAGGUCAAAGGUUGGUUUCGGCGUAGUUGAUGAUGUGUGUGGGAGGAACGCCGUCAAGUGUCUUUUGGAGUUCGUCAAAGUAGUCUUUGAUAGUGUCAGCAGACACACCUGCUCUCUUUUUAGCGAUGUUCUCACAGGCACGGGUUUUCCCACAGUCUUUGUGCCGUGUCAUGAAGGACAACAGCCAGUCCUCGCCCGGCAGGUUCUCAUUGAAAAAGGGAAUUGUUCUGCCCUCUUUUCAAUGGUCGACAACUUCCAUUAUCCUCGUCAUAGUAUAGGGACGGCAACUUGCAUAUAAUCAUCAACACCGUCAUCAAAAAUCAUCAUCUUGAAAAGUGUUUUGAGAUUUGCUGCAGUUCCACUCUUGCCAUAGCACCGUCUUUCAAUCGUUUGAUUGCCGUCCAGGCCGUGAGAGCCUUAGUAAAAAAAGAACAAACUUAGUUGCCUCAGUUGAGAUGGUAUCCCAUAAUCCAGGGAGUGCACGUUGGCGUGCAGUUGGGUCAGCUGGGAGUCCAUGUCAGGACAUAGUUGUCUCAUCACGAAAGAAGUCAGAACUGCACAAUCAGUUAAAGUGCACGUUGUGUUACAUUUGAUGGCCUUAUGUAUAAGAACUUCUCCUUCUGGUUUCCCGUGAAACUUGGCGCAAAUUGCUGCCGCUUUACCAAGGACAGCCCAUUAUAUGGGUCAUGUAAUCUAAGGCUUUUCCAGUGGUGUUGGUAGCCUAGUGGUUAGGCUACCGGACUGGUAAUCGUGAGAUUGCGGGUUCAGGGGUUCGAACCUCA